AAUCGGAAAAGAGCUCCUCGUCCUCCUCCUCCUCGCGAUCUAGGCGAGCUUUCUCGUACUUCUCCAUCCCAAUUGAAGCUAGUCCUCCUCAGCCGACGCGAAAGCUCCCCACUUUCAUUCCCCUUAUGGAAAACCCCUCUUCUUCUUCUUCUUCGCCUCCUCCUAUCCGCUCAUCCUUCUUUGCUGUGCUUCUUUUUGGGGUUUUCGCUUCUGCUCCUGAAAUCUCUUGCAGUCUCUUUUCUUUUUCAUCCUGCUCUUUCCGGUUUUUGGGUGGAGAUGGGUCGGGGAAAGAUAGAGAUCAAGAGAAUCGAGAACUCAACCAACCGGCAAGUGACCUUCUCGAAGAGGCGGAAUGGAAUCAUGAAGAAGGCGAAGGAGAUCAGCGUGCUCUGCGACGCCCAGGUUUCGCUUGUCAUCUUUUCCAGCCUUGGAAAGAUGUUUGAGUAUUGUAGCCCAUCCACCACGCUGUCGAAGAUGCUGGAGAAAUACCAGCAGAACUCGGGGAAGAAGCUCUGGGACGCCAAGCACGAGAACUUGAGCGCGGAGAUUGAUCGUAUCAAGAAGGAAAAUGAUAAUAUGCAGAUCGAACUCAGGCAUUUGAAAGGGGAGGAUCUGAACUCUCUUAACCCAAAAGAGCUUAUUCCGAUUGAGGAAGCCCUGCAGAAUGGUCUCACCAGCGUUCGGGAUAAACAAAUGGACUACUUGAAGAUGCUAAAAAAGAAUGAAAGGAUGCUUGAAGAUGAAAAUAAAAGGCUCACAUACCUAUUGCACCAACAACAAAUGGCAAUGGAAGGGAGUAUGAGAGAACUCGACAUCGGCUAUCAUCAUAAAGAUCGCGAGUAUGCGGCUCAGAUGCCAAUGACUUUUCGUGUCCAACCCAUUCAGCCCAACUUGCAGGGAAAUAAGUAACUGUGUUAGCCUACUGCUUUCCUGUUGUUUAAAUGAAUUAUUAUAUUAACUUUUGGCAGUUCUGUGAGAAUAUGAAAACUUAUAUUGCUAAUUAUCAGAUAUGUGCUUACUAGUGAUAUUCAUAUUGUAACUCUCCAAACUCAUUAGUAACUAUGGUUAAAUAUUUUUAUGUUCUAGUCAAUUUUGA
Messenger RNA from Phalaenopsis equestris, 1096 nucleotides. RefSeq names its product MADS-box transcription factor 2. The transcript has 7 exons. Gene Ontology annotation, cellular component: nucleus. Gene Ontology annotation, molecular function: DNA-binding transcription factor activity, RNA polymerase II-specific; RNA polymerase II cis-regulatory region sequence-specific DNA binding; protein dimerization activity. Bases 277 to 909 code for a protein of 210 amino acids. The record is from RefSeq and is a predicted model, not a curated record. Lineage: Eukaryota; Viridiplantae; Streptophyta; Magnoliopsida; Asparagales; Orchidaceae. Gene Ontology annotation, biological process: positive regulation of transcription by RNA polymerase II.